AUGGCAGGGAACAAGGAGAUUUUCUUCAGAGAGUUGGAUAAAUUGGAUAACCUAAGUGAUGGCGAGGAUGUUGCGGACAGUCUUUCUCAGGUCAUGAAAACAGCUCGGGAGAGAAGGAGUUAUACUAUUUCUACUACUCGAGCUCCUGCAGCUCUUGUUACCCCAGGACGUCUCUCCCGGAUCGAGUCAGCUUCUCCUCGACCCUCGCUGGCCAGAAUCGGCGCAAAUGAAACAAGAAUAGUCAAAGAGACGCCAUUGGGGAAGCUGAGUGACAAACAAAACGACAACUGCGAGAUGAAAAGGUCAUGGCAGUCUAGUAACCUCAGAGGUCAAAAGGAACGCGUCACAUCAAAGAAGAGACGAGCUUAUUCUCUCAAGACCGUGCCAGAAUCGCAGCAAAUCUUCAAAGGACUCAAAUUCUUUUUUGUCCCUAACAACGAUGUUGCGCCGGCUCGAAGGAUGCGGAUCCAGAAAGCCCAAGAGUACGGUGCUCUUUGGGCACAGAAUUGGGAGGCAGACGUCACACACGUCAUUGUUGACAAAGAUAUACUCUUUCAAGAUGUUCUUAAGGUCUUGAAGGUUGAUCAAUUUCCGGAAGAAGACAGUUCAGGACAAGCUCAUGUUGCUCAACCUGUGGGUGAAGCCUCAAAACUCCAGCCGGAGGGGGAGACCUCCGAUCAACCGAGACCGGACACUGCCCCAGACAUCUUAGAUGAAUUAAUGGAAAAAGUCAAAGCAGCUUGGAACUUGCCGUUGGAAGCGUCAGACGAUGAAGAUGCUCUCUUAGAAACGAGCUUGGUCUCGUCAGAGACCCCCGACUCGGAGCUCAUGAAAUCGGAUCACAAAAUCCCGGAAUGGCAGAAAAGUUUUGCUUGUAUGCAAAAGCAUGAUGGUAACACUGACUCUUCCAAUCCGAAUGCGAGGACUAUAGAGAUUCUUCAGCAGAUGUUAGACUACUACAGCCGGACAUCAGACCACUGGCGCACAAUCGCCUAUCGUAAGGCGAUAAGUGCGCUUCGAAAGCAACAGAUGAAGAUUUCGACAAAGGCACAGGCCCUCAAUAUCGCUGGCAUCGGAGAGCGGCUAGCUGAUAAGAUCGAGGAAAUCGUUUGCACGGAUCGCUUGCGUCGAUUAGAAAACACAAAUCUUACCAGUGAAGAAAAAGCUCUACAAUUAUUCCUUGGUGUCUACGGUGCCGGUUUUACACAGGCGUCUCGAUGGAUUGCGAUGGGCUACAGGACUCUGGAGGACCUGAGGACCAAAGCGGAUCUGACGAGUAACCAGCGGAUAGGAAUCGAGCGCUACGACGAUUUCCAGCAGCGUAUUCCUCGUGCAGAAGUAGAAGCGCAUGGCAAUAUUGUUCGAGAAGCAGUCCAAGGGGUGGAUGCGGAUAUGGAGGCUAUUAUAGCUGGCUCGUACCGACGCGGGGCUGCUGAUUCCGGGGACAUAGAUGUCCUCAUUACUAAACCUGGUGCAACUAUGGAGUCGAUUCGCUCCAUCAUGAUGGACACUGUCAUCCCAAGACUCUUUGAUCAGGGAUUUCUCAAAGCCAGCCUUGCCACGAGUUCCCGAAGCGAUGGUAGCAAAUGGCAUGGUGUGUCCGCUUUGCCUGGCAGUGAUAUUUGGCGAAGGAUUGAUCUUCUCUUCGUUCCUGGAGAUGAAAUCGGGGCUGCAUUGCUCUACUUCACGGGGAAUGAUAUCUUCAACCGCAGCAUGAGACUUCUGGCGAGUAAAAAGGGAAUGUGCCUGAAUCAACAUGGCCUUUACAAGGACGUGCUGCGGGGCCCGAAUCGCGUCAAGGCGAAUCCUGGAUGUCUUGUUGAAGGGCGCGAUGAAAGGAGAAUCUUUGAAAUUCUUGGAGUCCCUUGGCGGCCCCCAGAACAUCGGAUUUGCUGA
Molecule: messenger RNA, 1896 nt
Organism: Rasamsonia emersonii CBS 393.64
Lineage: Eukaryota; Fungi; Ascomycota; Eurotiomycetes; Eurotiales; Trichocomaceae
Product: DNA polymerase POL4
Exons: 4
Coding region: 1-1896 (631 amino acids)
Biological process (GO): double-strand break repair via nonhomologous end joining
Cellular component (GO): nucleus
Molecular function (GO): DNA-directed DNA polymerase activity; DNA binding
Source: RefSeq, a predicted model, not a curated record